Molecule: messenger RNA, 4441 nt
Organism: Scophthalmus maximus (turbot)
Lineage: Eukaryota; Metazoa; Chordata; Actinopteri; Pleuronectiformes; Scophthalmidae
Gene: acsl6
Product: acyl-CoA synthetase long chain family member 6
Exons: 22
Coding region: 1485-3653 (722 amino acids)
Biological process (GO): long-chain fatty acid metabolic process; very long-chain fatty acid metabolic process; long-chain fatty-acyl-CoA biosynthetic process
Cellular component (GO): endoplasmic reticulum; membrane
Molecular function (GO): arachidonate-CoA ligase activity
Source: RefSeq, a predicted model, not a curated record
GGGUGGGGGCGUGUGUAGAAAGUAGAGGAUUUCUUCUUUCUUGGAGAGGUCACUGGGUCACUUGUGUUGUCAUGCUGGUGUCAUCUGUAUCUUAUCGCCAGUGUUGUAAAAACAUCUGGAGCAUAUGGAAAGAUAAGUAAACCAGAGGCAGACAAACAAUCUAUAAAUUUCUAUUCCUUUUACGGUCAUACCAACAUCAUCCUCAGGUAAUUUGUCCGAUCAAGGCUAUUGGAAGCGAUUUGAUCCUCGUAGCUGAUUUUAACAUUAUCAUUUCAUAUCUCCAAUCUUUGAUAUUUUUAGUCUCAUUUUCUGUCAAUUCACCACUUUAAUGUCAUGAUCUGCUCCCUGAAGUGACUCUUACUUUUUGGACUCUUAUUAUUUGAUUAACGUCACUUCCCUUUUGCGUCAGGUGGUUGUUUUACUUCCUUUCUUUGUCAUAGUCUUCCUGCUAUAAAUGUUAUCUGGGGUCCACAUGAGAAUACCGCAGGCAAAUCUCCAGAAGAUUCACGUCGAGCGAGUGGGCGCUCAACCCAGACGGCACCCCCUCGCCUGAAUGUUCCAGAUGACAAUCUCCUGCUGCGUUCUUCAUAUUUGGACAGCAAACUCUGGAAAAUGUCCAGACCCAGUUUUUCUGGAUAUUUCCUUUCUGAAAACAGCUCAAGUCUCUUCAGCUCUGCAGCGUUACCUCUUUAUCUUCACCUCCCAUUUACCUGCCCUUAUUGUGUUCCGAAUUUGGGCCCCGAAAUCUUCCACUGUAACAUUUGUCAACUUAUAUGGACCACAGUUUGAUGUAUUCGCACAGUAUCAUCCAAAACGACAAUAUUUCAUUAACUUGACCAUAAAAUAUAGUUUUUUAAAAGACAAGGACCCGCCAGACGAGCGAUAUGGAACGGUAAUCUGUUCUGUCACUUGUUUGUUUUUAGAUGAAAAACAAUGGCAGUGCCUUCAGUUCCACACAUUAAACUUCUGGUGGAUCACAGGUUAAGAUUUACAAACUAUAUUGAGAUUAAAAGACGUUCCCAGUGAGUAAUUUGUAAUCCCCCCUCCACAUAGGCUACUGUACAUCAGUUUGACCAUUCUUACUCCCUCCCCCGCAAUGAACAGCUUGACGAUGUGCCUCUAUACAAACGGUGACUCUUUGCCUCUCGUCCUUUUUCCCUGCAGUCGAAUUAAGAAGAAGCAAAAGCAGGAAGUUCAAGUGACGGAUAAACAUCCUGACAAAUGAUCGGUUUAAGGAGAAAGCUGCACAGCAAAAAAAACCCAACAACCUGCUGGACGCCUCCAUCCCCUGCUCAGCUGCCCCACCGUGGUGUUGGUGCUGUGUCUCAGAUAUAACCGUCGCCCCCUCCAAUCUCAUCCCCUCCCCUCCCCUCCCCUCCCUCUCUCUCUUUCCUUAAUCUCCCAGAUUGUCGGCGACUUGCUGCAGUCGAUGCUGCAGUUCUGAGCCGCUCCUGCACCGGGACAGCUGACUCAAUGAGAAAGACAUGCUCGCGUUCGUGCUGGUCUCUGGGUCGCUCUGGAUUGUUUUAGAGCUGAGUUCCACCCUGAUGGAGAAGAUGCAGGCCCAGGAGUUGAUGAGCGGCCUGAGGAUACCGGAGAUGGAUGACAUCGGCCAGUUCUUCCGCUCCCUGCCAACCUCCACGCUGGUGGGCAUCGGCGCCCUGACCGCCGUGCUGGCGUACUGGCUGGCCACCAGACCCCGCCCCAUCAAGCCACCCUGCAGCCUGCUGCACCAGUCUGAGGAAGUGCCUCAUGAAGAUGGAGGUCGCAGGUCCAUGAUGGGCGACAGGUCCAAGCUGCUGACUCACUACCAUGACGACGCCAAGACCAUGUACGAGGUCUUCCAGAGAGGCCUCCACAUAUCUGGUGAUGGACCCUGCUUAGGCUCGCGACUUCCUAACCAGCCUUACAAAUGGAUAUCCUACAAAGAGGUGACUGCCCGGGCUGAGCAUCUGGGUUCCGGCCUGCUGCACCAAGGCUGCCAGCCCAACCCCGACCAGUUCAUUGGAGUGUUUGCCCAGAACAGGCCAGAGUGGAUCAUCUCAGAGCUAGCUUGCUACACCUACUCCAUGGUAGUGGUUCCCCUUUAUGAUACUCUGGGUCCAGAUGCCAUACGGUUCAUCAUUAAUACUGCUGACAUCUCCACGGUCAUCUGCGACAAAGUAGAGAAAGCUCAGGUGCUAAUGGACAACGUGGAGCGGAAGGAGACCCCGGGCCUGCGAAGAAUCGUCCUGAUGGACGCCUUCGACUCUGCACUCGUGGAGCGCGGCAAGGACUGCAGCGUCCAUGUGCAGGCCAUACAGGAAGUCGAGGCUCUGGGCAGAGACCACUACAGAAAACCUAUACCACCAGCACCAGACGACCUGUCCAUCGUGUGUUUCACCAGUGGUACCACAGGAAACCCAAAAGGAGUCAUGCUCACCCAUGGGAACGUGGUGGCUGAUUUCUCAGGCUUCCUCAAAGUCACAGAUAAAGUCAUUUUCCCCAACCAAGACGAUUGCCUCAUCUCGUUCCUGCCACUGGCUCACAUGUUUGAGAGACUCAUUGAGUCUGUGGUAUACUGCCAUGGAGGACGGAUCGGGUUCUAUCAGGGCGACAUCCGUCUCCUCCCAGACGACAUGAAGGCCCUGCGGCCAACCAUUUUCCCUGUGGUGCCUCGACUGCUCAACCGCAUGUACGACAAGAUCUUCAGCCAGGCUAACAGCCCAUUGAAGCGCUGGCUGCUCAAUUUCGCUGCUAAGAGAAAAGGUGCUGAAGUCAGCAGCGGGAUCAUUCGCAGUGACAGCAUCUGGGACAAAAUCUUCUUUAGUAAGAUUCAGGCCAGCCUGGGUGGGAGAUUGAGGAUGAUUAUAACUGGAGCAGCUCCUACCUCGCCCAGUGUCUUGGGAUUCCUCAGAGCAGCUCUGGGAUGCCAGGUGUACGAGGCAUACGGCCAGACAGAGUGCACAGCUGGCUGCACCUUCACCACGCCUGGAGACUGGACCCCAGGUCACGUCGGAGCUCCGCUGCCAUGUAACCUCAUUAAACUGGUGGAUGUUCCUGAGAAGAACUACUUUGCCUCGAAGGGAGAGGGAGAGGUUUGUGUGAAGGGACCAAAUGUGUUCAAAGGCUACCUCAAAGACCCAGAGAGGACGUCCGAGACGCUGGACACUGACGGCUGGCUCCACACCGGAGACAUCGGAGUAUGGUUACCUAAUGGCACACUGAAGAUCGUCGACAGGAAGAAGCAUAUCUUCAAGUUGGCGCAGGGCGAGUACAUCUCCCCUGAGAAGAUCGAGAACAUUUACAUUAGGAGCGAACCUGUGGCACAGCUGUAUGUGCAUGGAGACAGUCUGCAGUCCUGUUUGGUGGGAAUUGUGGUUCCUGACCAUGAGGUCAUGCCUACAUGGGCCAAGAAGAAAGGCAUACUAGGUACCUACAAGGACCUCUGUAAAAACACGGAACUAAAGAAGGCAAUCCUUGAAGAUUUGGUGCGUCUGGGCAAGGCCAGCGGCCUCCACUCCUUUGAGCAGGUGAAGAACAUCUACAUCCACAACGAGAUGUUCUCCAUUGAGAACGGCCUCCUGACUCCGACGCUAAAGGCCAAGAGACCAGAGCUGAGGGAGUUCUUCAAGGGGAAGAUCGAGCAGCUCUAUAGCAGAAUCUCCAUGUGAAGGCCGACGGGCCACAUUUCCCCUCUGAGCAUCUUAACACUAAGAUCUGCUUUGACCAGCUGACCUGCAGUGGUCGAAGAUGCUUAACGUGCGGUCGGAGAGCAUUGCCAAGUCUGGCUCUAUACCCGGGGAGAUUUAAAAUGCCUGGAUAACAAAAAAAAAUCAAACAAAGUGAAAGUCUUUGCACGUUCUCAUGUGCAUUUCCUUUUUUAAUGUGUGCAUUUGCUGCGUCAUCAUUAAAUGAAAUGACUUAUUUCAUUGAAAAUAGUUAUUUAGCUUUUAGUCUUUUAUAACCGAGAGAGUUGUUUUUCAUUGUGACAGGAAUAUUCCAAGCCACAUUGGAAACAAACUGAGAGCACUGAAUGGAUGGGAGUCAGUUGUCACUGUAACUUUUAUCCUAACAACACAAAAAAGGUGCUAAGUUUAGGAAAAUUAUCACACUGAUGAGAUCUACAGAAAGUGACCCUUCGUACCUGGGAGUUAUUUAUUCUUUUGGCAAAAACCUCUCAGACCUCCUGCUUUUGUCAGCAGUUGUAAAGUCAUGUACUGUAAAAUGUAAAAUCCUGAAAGUCUCCUGCCAGCAAUAAUAAGCUCAGUGUCCCAUGCUCUAGCUGGGACACAUCAAGCUUCAUCAAAUGAGAUUUCAUUGAAAAGAUUUCUUUGUAAUUCAUGUCACAAUGAAGAACAACACAAAGAGCUAAGUAAUUGUUAACUUGAUUUGAAUUUGUUUUUAUUCAGUUAUGACAACGUGAAUGCAUAAUACACAUAAAGCUGUGUAUUGUUUUUGA